Molecule: messenger RNA, 2748 nt
Organism: Liolophura sinensis
Lineage: Eukaryota; Metazoa; Mollusca; Polyplacophora; Chitonida; Chitonidae
Product: UPAR/Ly6 domain-containing protein qvr-like
Exons: 4
Coding region: 407-892 (161 amino acids)
Biological process (GO): positive regulation of voltage-gated potassium channel activity; sleep; regulation of synaptic transmission, cholinergic
Source: RefSeq, a predicted model, not a curated record
UCUCACUUAUAGGCUUCAGUCGGCCGACUCAACCUUGUGUGGAGCUGAGUGGAGACCAGAGUGCUGUGGUGGUAUGGGGCCUGUAUACCAGCUUGUGGACGAGCAGCCAAGCGCCGGGACAUGUCAGAAUAAGCCCGCAUUAGCUCUAUACUGAGGCGACUGUCAACCAUGUAGAUUUUCGCUACACAUGACUACGCUGGCAGAUCUUUUUGAACGGCUUAUAGUCACUGACAAUAAUUCUUAAGAGAGAGCCUCCGGGCGAUAGAAAAGCUCGGGUGUAUUUCGGGGGGAAUGCAUACCAGUAGCGAGAUGUGCAGACAGCCAGGUCGUCCAUACCAACGCUAAUUGGACUUACAUUAACCGUGUGGUUUUCGAGGAGUCCUGGUGCAGGGGCAGUCCCAAUGCAAUGCGAUCCAUGGGGGAAUGGGGAUUAUACAUUUCGGCCACUAUUCUCUUAGUGCUUCUUCUACAAAUUCAACGGGUGCUAUCUCAAGACGACUACUCAGAACCAAUAACAUGUUAUUUCUGCUUCGGAAAAGCUGGGAACAGUACUUGUGCCGAUCCGAUAGACGUCAACAACCCACACGUGGUGAAGAGGGAAUGUCUAACUGGCGUCUGCGUCAAAUGGACACGUUACAGAAAAGGCAUACUGUACAUGGAGAGAACCUGUUCUAACGAACUGAACUUUCACAUCACGAUGAUUGACGGAGUGUGUCGGACAGAGCGUAACGGAAACGGGUAUCUGUGUAUGUGUGGAAAACACCUGUGUAACAGCGGAUGGAAGACUGCACACCAUCCGCGCGUGCACUACUUACCUGUGCUGUUAACGGGGAUAUUUGUACUAAAAUACUGGACAUCUUUGUGGGAUGGGACGUGCGAGACGGACCAUUGAUGACGUCACAUGAUUAGACACUGGACGGGCCUAGUUGGCACCUGGUCUGUUAUUGCUUGUUUAUGCGCAUGUCAGUCAUAUGGUCACGUGCAGUUGACAGGAGGUUGUGUCAGACUGAAACUCUAUAUCACGUACUCAACGAGUCUAAGCUUUGAGAAAAGCAAUCCAGAUUUCCAUAAAAAGAAGACGGAAUGAUAAGCUUUCGUCUCAGUACCGAGGCGCUGGCCGUAGCGGCGACCUCUCAAAACUAAAUCUAUGCAAUUGCGUUUGUGCCAGGUUUUACUGUCACUCAGGAUGUUAACUGGUCUGUGAGCAAAUGGUCAACCCGCCGUGAUAGCUGUAGUAGUUGUAGUUGUUAUAGUCUAUUUAUUUUAUUCAAUGAUUUUAUAUUCAGCUGUCUGUAAAAUCAAACAGUUGAAUAUAGGCGACUCUCUAAAAGAAAUACACUAUAACAGACUUAGUGUGGGUUUACUACAUAGCCAAAGGCAUGUGGAACACACAGUCGUGUGCGGGCAAAAAAGACGGCAGAACAGUAUUGGCAGAUUUGGCGCAGUAAUUUAUCUAUGGUAGUGGCACCCACUUUCCUUGUUGCCUGCCCUCUCCCCACUCUUGUAUAUUGACACCUUACUCAAAUUAACCAUGUAAUAAUGACGGCGACAGAUUAUGGCUUGUGUUCAACCGAGCACCCGGGGAUUCGUCAUCUUUUACCGUCAGUUAUGCGAGCUAACAAGCGUCAGAUCUGACAACGUUUGAUGAUUUAACACGAACACACCGUAGAUAUGAUAUUGCAAGAUCGAGGAUGGUCAAAUCCGCCAGGUGACGCGACGUCCAGCUGAUGACAUGGCUGUCAUUGAAAUGUUCUUACAAGUAUUAACAAGACGCAUUAAUCUGAGGCGUGACGUUUAUAGUUGACGGUCUGCCAUCUUAACUUAUAAACAAAUGAAACUUGAUUAUUCUUUGCUUUGUACCUAUCUGAAUAGUGUUGGGAGCUAGUAAUCUAUAUCCCCGAACUAUUCUAAAGUGCGAAUCCUCAGGAAUGAUCGGAAAUCUCAGCGGUGUGUUGUCUUGGGCCAAAAGUUGGUCUGUAUGUCUGUUUUAUGCAGCUGGUGUGUGCAAUGGAAACCUCCUUAUCACAAGUGUGACAGUGUUCUCUACAAACAGAUCUAUACCGCGAUCUUUUUGCACAUCGUUUAUCAAUACCUUUCUUCUAUACAGAUGCAAUUAAUCGUAUUGGAGACCGGGUUUCUUCCAUUGUAUUAUCCCAAGAUGUUUUCUUAUACCACGUAAGCCUUCUAUGCGAAAACUGAUUGUUAUACGGUUGAUUUUUUUUAUAUCCCCGUUCUAUAUCUCCGGGCUUUUUUUCAAAAACAUUUGCUAUGCAUGCCUGUGUGAAUUAUAUAAUCAGUGAUCUCGAUCUUUUCUCAUAUUCUGUACAUUCACAUUUCUUUGUGCCUUUCAAAACCGAAUAUGACACAGUUGCUUUUUUCCACCGCUUUAGUGAACAGAUCUCGACCUUCAGUAUAGCAGUCCGAUAUUUGUACAGAUUCCCUUUUUACACGAACACAGGUAGACUUAGAUAUUGUAUGAAUGCAUCGACACAGUAUUUUCACAAGAAGAUGAUUUCUGCUGUGACUUUGGGUUGUGGACAGACCACAGUUUACUGCAUGUAAUCUUAACAGACAUAUAGUCACCUUAUAUUUGAUACACAUAAUAAUGUUAAAUAGUCAUGAUAAACUUUGCCCUGUGUUAUUUUGGGGGUACUUCGAAUGUGCCCUGAUCAAGUUUUUGAUUGCUACCUUGUAAAUUGUUCAGAAUUAUUGUAAAUUUCAAGGUAAAUAAAAGUUACUGAAAUCACG